AUGUCUUGGCCACCAGCCAGCACUCAUCUGCAGCCCACAGGUGAAUUAGAACCCUGGACGGUGAACGUGGAACCACCUACGGCCUCGGAGGUUUACGACUGCAUAUGUUCUCUCAAGCGCCACCGAGCUCCCGGUCCGGAUGACCUCCCACCUGCACUGUUCAAAGACGGGGGUGAAGUCCUCAGUCAGCGCCUGUCCGACUUGUUUGCUUGCAUUUGGGAAAAGGAGUCUGUCCCAGACAACUGGGGAGAAUCGGUAGUAGUGCCCAUUUUCAAAAAAGGGGCGCGUAGUGAGUGUGCUAACCGCAGGGAGAUCAGCUUGACCCCGGUUGUAACGAGACUGUUGGCGUCAAUUGUGAUUCGUCGCCUUACGGUGGCUCGUGAAAUACUGACUCGAGAGCAGCAAGCAGGAUUCCGGUCUGGUAGGGGUUGUGUUGACCAAAUCUUCACACUGCGUCAGGUGCUAGAACAACGCCAUACGUAUAAGCGACCCACGAUUCUAGUAUUCCUGGAUUUCCGAGGCGCAUUCGACUCGGUUGAUUGGUCUGUUCUUCUUGAGACGCUUGCCCACCAACGAAUGCCCCAGAAGUUUGAAAACACAAUACGUUCUUUGUAUUCUCAGACUUCCGGACGUGUGAGAGUGUACGGAGAGCUCUCCAAAAGCUUCCGCACACAAAGCGGUGUCCGUCAGGGAUGCCCACUCUCUCCAUUACUUUUCAACUUUGUGAUCGAUGAAAUAAUGAGACGAAAGCUGGAGGGUCUCCAAAACCCUGGUGUUCAAAUAGCCAAUGAAGAAAACCUUGUCGAUCUGGAAUAUGCAGACGACAUCGUUCUCAUGUUCGAAGAGACGGAGAAGGCGCAAGUAUUCUUGGAUGAACUGACCAAAGUCAUCCCGUCCUUUGAUAUGCACUUUGCACCCACAAAGUGUAAGGUCAUGCUUGUGGACGUGCAGUCACUGAACACGACCUUACGAUCCAGGGAGAGGCGUUCUUUGGGUCGUCUCUUUUCUGGUAUCAAAGGAGCCUACAACGAUAUUAAUCCAUCGACUCUUACCGGCGCUAUCGAUGUCCUUGUUGUGGAACAGCCAGAUGGUUCGUUCUUGAGCGGACCGUUUCACGUUCGGUUUGGUAAACUGACAGCAAUUUCUCCUGCUGACAAAACUGUCGAAGUCUACGUAAAUGGGAAGUAUGUGAACUUCAUUCGGAUGCAGCUUGGCAGUGCUGGAGAUGCUUAUUUUGUGGAACCAGAUGAAUCCGAUGUCAGUGGUGAAGAUUUUCUUAGAUCUACUGAGGAAGAACUCUUGCGAACACACUGGCCAAGUAUCGCUUCUCGCAGACGCCGCCGGAGACUUCGUCGGGACACUGCUCAAAGUGAAUCAGACAUGAAUCAGCCUGAGUACGAAGAACUGUUUGAUGAGGGACCUCAGUCCGAUUGUGAACAGUCCACUUUAUCGAGCCCAGAUCAUGAUCCACGGGUUGCACACUUCAUCUCCGACAGUAUGCUCCAUGAGACUUUUGCAUCUAGGGAUGACCUGGAAUGGGCUUGGGGGAAUUUCCCUCAACGUAAAUCCGAAGUUUACAUGGGUGCAAAGUCUGUAGUUGUGGAUACUGAUGAACCCCCACCACUAACCCGGAAAUCCUGCACAACUCUACAGUCACCGUCUUUUGCAGCUGUACCCAAAUCUGAAGGAGUAUAUUUGGAAGAUCUAGUUACGCCGGAAGUCGAUCAGACUGUGAAGGAAGCUUACAUUUACCCCCCAGCACGUACCUUGUCCCGUUCACCAAGAUCCCGUGUGCAUCAGGAUAGUGGUGGAUGUUGUGUGGAUGCCGGGUACCGUUCUGAUGGAGAACAUUCUCCUCGUAGUAUUUCCCCCAUUUACCCGAGUGUAUUUGGACUUCGUCUUUCUCUUUGUGGCUGGCCUUCUCUGGGAUCCCAGUUGUCGGAGGAGAAAUUUUUCGAACACCUUGUUUCUUAUGAGGAAUUUAUUCAAGAUCCAGAAGCAAUCUUAUCCAAUCCCAAUCUGACUAUACAGCUGAACGGAAAGUUCGUCAAUUGGCAGGUUGCCGCGCCUUCGAUUCUGAGUAUCUUGGCAUUUCAAAGUGAAUUACCACAUUGCGUCGUCCGUCGUCUAGAAAACCUACAUAUGCGUAAGAAGGAAAUUCGCCGGACUUCUUGGUUUAGUUGGGGCUCACGAGCUGCUGAAACUGCGGACCACGCGCACUCAGAGAAUACUGCUUCAGCUGUACAGCCUCUUCCGCAGGUAGCGGAGAUUGAAUCACCCGAGCAAUCUGAAUUGAAAAAAACGCCUUCAGUUACGGUGCCCGAUAUCGAGACAACGGCUGCUGAUAGUUGCAAGCCCAGUGGUAGGAGAUCGAAUCGUUUGUCUUCAGAAGAGAUCGCUCGGUUACAACUAAAACCUGGACGUAACGAGGUGGAGUUCCGGGUGACAACGAAAAUCCAAGGUACAUGUAUAUGUUCGGCCUCUAUUUUUGUAUGGCACUGGUCCGACCGUAUUGUGGUCUCGGACGUGGAUGGUACUAUUACUCGGAGCGAUUUGUUAGGCCAUCUUUUGCCGAUGCUGGGCCGUGACUGGACCCAUUUCGGCGUUGCUGGUCUUUACAAUUUGAUUUCUCGUAAUGGCUAUCGUUUUAUCUACGUGUCAACUCGUGCCUUGGGUCAGGCGGAUAUCACUCGGAGCUACUUACGCCACGUGAAUCAGAACGAUCUAUCCUUACCCGAAGGUCCCAUACUGUUAUCACCGAAUUCCUUGCUUCAUGCAUUUCACCAAGAAGUGAUUGAAAAGAAACCGGAGAAUUUCAAAAUUCAAUGUUUGCUGGAUGUGUGUUCUUUAUUCCCCUCUGAUCAUCCACCGUUUUAUGCCGGAUUCGGCAACAAGACUAAUGACGCUUUCGCCUACGAAAAAGCUGGAAUUGACCGUUGCCAUAUUUUUAUUGUAAAUCCGCGUGGUGAGGUCCGUAACGAAUUUCAACCGGCGAAAAUCACUUCUUACACCGAGCUUAGCCAAAUGGUUGACCAUUACUUUCCUUCCAUUGUAAAACCAAGCAAACAGGCCAUUCCAAUCUCUACAACUGACACCGUUCAAGCGAACACCACUUCAGAAACACAGAAUCUCAAAGCGGAUUCCGCCAAAAGCUUUGAUGACCCCAACAUAGAUAUGUCCAAGUACUCUUGUUUCACUUAUUGGCGGACAACAGAGUUCGAACCUUGUUCUACCUAUGAAUCAUCCGCUGAGCCAUUCCUCUCUAUUCACACUCCGGAACUGAGGCUUUCUGUUAGCACCGGCAGAAGCUUAGCUUGGUGCGCCAGGGCGACCGUGGGACCGUGUAAUACACCAAAACCAGGUUUCUUCGAUUUCAAUGGGCGCAAGAAAUGGCAAGCGUGGUCGGAUCUGGCUGAUAUGUCUGAGGACCAGGCCCGUCGAGAAUACGUUUCAAAGCUGUUUGAGGUUGACCCGUCUUGGGAUCCUAAGGAUCAAUCCAACAAAUGUGCUAUCUAUGUUAGCCGAAUGGUUUGUUUGGACCCAGAAAAGGUAGAUGGGGACUGCCCGGAUGAGAGGGACAAACCAGUUUUUCAAGCAGUCAAAGAAGGUAGAGUGGAUCUGCUACAGACCAUCCUACGAGACUCCCCAAAUAUCGUGAAUGUAACAGAUUCCGCAAUGAUGACACCACUUCAUUGGGCCUCUGAUCGCGGAUACACAGAAAUAAUCUCCACUCUGCUUGCUCACUCAGCAGAUGUUAAUGCUAGAGAUAAGGAUAACCAAACUCCGCUGCAUUACGGUAAGGCACGUUAUUUCCCCAAUUACAAUGCUCCUAUCUUGCAGCUUGUGCUUGCGGUCACUUGA
Messenger RNA from Opisthorchis viverrini, 3861 nucleotides. RefSeq lists its product as hypothetical. Gene Ontology annotation, cellular component: nucleus. The coding region runs from base 1 to 3861 and encodes 1286 amino acids. The transcript has 7 exons. Gene Ontology annotation, biological process: cellular response to insulin stimulus; fatty acid catabolic process; positive regulation of transcription by RNA polymerase II. NCBI's taxonomy places the organism in Eukaryota, Metazoa, Platyhelminthes, Trematoda, Opisthorchiida, Opisthorchiidae. The record is from RefSeq and is a predicted model, not a curated record. Gene Ontology annotation, molecular function: transcription coactivator activity; protein binding; phosphatidate phosphatase activity.